UUCCACAUGUGCAUUGUAGGCUGUUUCGAUUCCAUUAAACGUGUGCAGUGUACGUGCACGGUAACGACCCUCUCAGACCAUUAAGAGCAAGCUUGUUCAUUCACGAGUUGGCAGUUAGUGGGUUAGCUAGCUAGCAGCUAAUGCUACUUGUCCACACAGUGUUAACAUAAGACACUUAUUGUUUACUACUUCAGCGUUUGGUCAAACCGGAACCAUUACUUCAUGCUACCUUGAGCACAGUCAAGAUGAGUUUGAGAAAGCAAACCCCGAGCGACUUUCUGAAGCAGAUAAUUGGGAGACCUGUGGUCGUCAAACUGAACUCAGGUGUCGAUUACAGAGGUGUCCUGGCCUGCCUGGAUGGUUACAUGAACAUUGCCAUAGAGCAGACUGAGGAAUAUGUCAAUGGGCAGCUCAAGAAUAAGUACGGAGAUGCUUUUCUCAGAGGAAACAACGUCCUGUACAUCAGCACCCAGAAGAGGAAAGUGUAACGAAGAUCAUUCCAUCGUUUCAUUUUUAUUUUCCAGUGUUUGUUAUGUCAGUGGAUAACUGCCAGAUUUUAUUUUGGUUCUGUAAACUCUGAAGUCCUGAAGAAUGCUUGUUUUUGUAAAAGUGGAAUAAGUUAAUAAAUGCUGAGUUUUGAUUGAAUUCUGA
Molecule: messenger RNA, 651 nt
Organism: Acanthopagrus latus (yellowfin seabream)
Lineage: Eukaryota; Metazoa; Chordata; Actinopteri; Spariformes; Sparidae
Gene: lsm6
Product: LSM6 homolog, U6 small nuclear RNA and mRNA degradation associated
Exons: 4
Coding region: 246-488 (80 amino acids)
Biological process (GO): maturation of SSU-rRNA; mRNA splicing, via spliceosome
Cellular component (GO): sno(s)RNA-containing ribonucleoprotein complex; nucleolus; U6 snRNP
Molecular function (GO): RNA binding
Source: RefSeq, a predicted model, not a curated record